Molecule: messenger RNA, 2519 nt
Organism: Ochotona princeps (American pika)
Lineage: Eukaryota; Metazoa; Chordata; Mammalia; Lagomorpha; Ochotonidae
Gene: ZNF652
Product: zinc finger protein 652
Exons: 7
Coding region: 651-2519 (622 amino acids)
Biological process (GO): regulation of transcription by RNA polymerase II
Cellular component (GO): nucleus
Molecular function (GO): DNA-binding transcription activator activity, RNA polymerase II-specific; RNA polymerase II cis-regulatory region sequence-specific DNA binding
Source: RefSeq, a predicted model, not a curated record
CUCCCCGCCCCCUCUCGCCCACAUCCACACACGCACACCCCCUCCCCCGCCGCCCGCCCCGCCGGCCCGCUCGCCCUCGCGCGCUCGGGAGGGAGUCGCGAGACGUCGGAGCGGCGGCCACGUAGCGCUGCGGCGGCGGCGAGGGCGGCCGAGGCUGGGGCUGAGGAGCGGCCCUGAGCGAGGACGUUGGGCAGGGGGAGGGGCCGGCCCGGCUGGCGGUUGUUGCUCGAGCGCCGCGGCGACAGGCGCCCGCCGCAGGGAUGUACCGCCGCGGCGGCGGUCGAGGCGGCGGUGGCGGCGGCGGCGGGGGCGGCCGGCCCGGAUGCCUGCAAAAGCCAUGGCUGGGCCAAGCCAAACUUGGGAGCUGGGAACCUCAACUGAGCUGCUCAGAUAAGAUGCUCCAAGUCCUUGCAGCUCUCUUCAGAAGGAAGAUCCCGAGUGCUCUGCUCUUGCCAUGAUACCAAACCUUUCAACCUAAUGCUUUGGUGCUGCAACACUGGAAGAAUUGUACACAGGUUUCAGGAAUAUCCGUUUUUCAUUUGAGUGAUUCUUUGCGGAUGGAAAAACGAUUAGAGUCUUAAUAAUUACCUUGUUUUAAAGCUAAUUUCUCUAUAGUCUGAACUGCUUAGAAUAAGUCAGGUCACCUACCAAUGAGCCACACAGCCAGUUCUUGUCAGGAGCUGGUUGAAAACUGCGCUGUGCAUGUAGCAGGGAUGGCACAAGAAGAUAGCCGUCGUGGUCCAGUGCCAUCCACCUUUUAUCAUGGUGCCAACCAAGAACUUGACCUGUCCACCAAAGUGUACAAAAGGGAAUCAGGCAGUCCUUAUUCUGUGCUGGUGGACACCAAGAUGAGCAAACCCCAUCUGCACGAAACUGAGGAACAGCCAUAUUUCAGGGAGACAAGAGCCGUGUCUGACGUGCAUGCUGUCAAGGAAGACCGGGAGAAUUCUGAUGACACAGAAGAGGAGGAAGAGGAGGUCUCUUACAAAAGGGAGCAGAUCAUAGUGGAGGUAAACCUUAAUAAUCAAACCUUAAAUGUAUCUAAAGGGGAAAAGGGUGUCUCUUCCCAGUCCAAAGAGACUCCUGUUCUUAAGACAAGCAGUGAGGAGGAAGAGGAAGAGAGUGAGGAAGAGGCCACAGACGACAGCCAUGACUAUGGAGAGAACGCAAGGCAGAAGAAGAAGGAGAAGAUAGUGGAGAAGGUCAGCGUCUCGCAAAGGAGGACCCGGCGAGCGGCCUCGGCUGCCACAGCUGCCGCCUCCCCUACUCCCAGAGCCACGAGAGGGCGUAGGAAGAGUGUAGAGCCACCUAAGCGUAAGAAGCGGGCUGCAAAGGAGCCCAAAGCACCAGUCCAGAAAGCUCAGUGUGAAGAGAAAGAGACUCUGACCUGUGAGAAGUGCCCCAGGGUGUUUAAUACUCGCUGGUACCUGGAGAAGCACAUGAACGUUACUCAUAGGCGCAUGCAGAUUUGUGAUAAGUGUGGCAAGAAGUUUGUCCUGGAAAGUGAGCUGUCCCUUCACCAGCAAACAGACUGUGAAAAAAACAUCCAGUGUGUGUCCUGUAACAAAUCCUUCAAGAAGCUAUGGUCCCUUCAUGAGCAUAUCAAGAUUGUCCACGGAUACGCAGAGAAGAAAUUUUCCUGUGAGAUUUGUGAGAAGAAAUUUUAUACCAUGGCUCAUGUGCGGAAACACAUGGUUGCACACACGAAAGACAUGCCAUUCACAUGUGAAACCUGUGGAAAAUCAUUCAAGCGCAGUAUGUCACUCAAGGUGCACUCCUUGCAGCAUUCUGGAGAGAAGCCGUUCCGAUGUGAGAACUGUGACGAACGAUUCCAGUACAAGUACCAGCUGCGCUCCCACAUGAGCAUCCACAUUGGGCACAAGCAGUUCAUGUGCCAGUGGUGUGGUAAGGACUUCAACAUGAAGCAGUACUUUGAUGAACACAUGAAAACACACACUGGAGAGAAACCUUUUAUCUGUGAAAUCUGUGGCAAAAGUUUCACCAGUCGCCCCAACAUGAAGAGGCACCGCAGAACGCACACCGGGGAGAAGCCCUACCCAUGUGACGUGUGUGGCCAGCGCUUCCGCUUCUCCAACAUGCUCAAGGCUCACAAGGAGAAAUGUUUCCGGGUGACCAGCCCUGUGAACGUGCCGCCUGCUGUCCAGACCCCACUUACAGCAGCCCCCGCCACUCCCAUGCCCUCGGUGGUGAACACCCCGGUGACUCCGGCCCCUCCCAUCAACAUGAACCCUGGCAGCGCGCUUCCCCCCCGGCCCAUCCCCCACCCCUUCUCGCACCUGCACAUCCACCCACACCCACACCACCCGCACCACCUUCCCAUUCCCCCGGUGCCUCACCUCCCACCGCCUCCAGCCCUCUUUAAGAGCGAGCCUUUAAAUCACAGAGGCCAGAGCGAGGACAGCUUUCUGCGGCACCUGGCAGAGAAGACCAGUGCGCAGCAGCCGCAACCGCAGCCGCCGCCGCCGCCGCCGCCGCCGCCGCCACCCCAGCAACAUUAG